This is a messenger RNA of Lindgomyces ingoldianus, 1280 nucleotides long. RefSeq lists its product as uncharacterized. The transcript has 4 exons. The record is from RefSeq and is a predicted model, not a curated record. The coding region runs from base 153 to 1190 and encodes 345 amino acids. Lineage: Eukaryota; Fungi; Ascomycota; Dothideomycetes; Pleosporales; Lindgomycetaceae.
UCACCGUAGUCUUGACAUUCUCGCGUGGGCCAUUGCUGCCCGUGGCUCGACAAAAGGAACAAGGCAGCACGGGACGUCUGAGGACCACCUUCCUGAGCCAAGGAAGUCGGUACCGCUGGUGUGCGCAUGCUACACUGCCAUCGCAAGAACGGAUGAACAAACGUACCUAUCCCCACCGAGCUGGGAGAAGGAAGGCAGAUUCCAACUCAAGCAUGGAACAUAACCUGUUUAAUCUAGCCUACCCUGAGCCCUUGAGCACCCUGCCGGCUUGGGUGUCGCCAACCCCAUCGAUAAAUCCUAGGACACCAGACGACCCCUUAAGCUUCAAUAAUCAAAGUGUUGAACAUGGACUUAUGUGGAGUGAUAGGUAUUACGGUCCCAGUUCAGAUGGCUGGCGGGAUCUAUGGAAAACUACACAACAGGGUCAACAAAAUCUACAACAUCAGUCUAUAGGCUUCGGUGCGCACAACCCGUUCGCAUCAUUCUCAAGGUCAGACAGUGUCCCGGUUUUGGGAAAUCGGUCUAAUUUGGACAAUGGAGCCCGUAACCAGCCUUUGCAUGCACCGGAGGUUGAGGAUACGUCGGCAUCGUUCCCUGUAACUGGUGGGUUCUUUUCGUGGAACACAGACCGUCCUAUGACCUCGAAGGUUACACAACCGGCCGGGCUCUCUCCUAGUGUUCCAAUGAAACUUGUUCAGGGAGGGGACUCUUUUCCCGACCGGCAAGGUGGCUCGGUUCCGGCUGAGAAUGUUAUGUCCAACAAGUUGUAUAGUGCAUAUCGUACAUCGGAUAUCGGUCCAAGAGAGGCAAAAAAGAGACCAGCAGAAGGAUUCGCGAUCCCAACGCAGGAGAAACACCAUGAUACAAUCCAAACGCAGCGAUCACCUUCGCCAGACACUUCUGCCAAAUCCAAGUCCUCGGUAACUUGCCAACUUUGUAGGAAGGUAUUAAAAGGUCAACACGCGAAUGGGAAUAUGAAACGGCAUCAGAAUUCUGACGCAUGCGGACGCUUGAAGGAGAGGAAGAAAUACCCAUGUAAAAUGUGUGACAAGGUUUACAACAGGUCCGACGGAUUGCUGAACCACAGACGAAAUAAGCAUAGUGCACCGGCCGCAUCAAACGUAGAGCCUUUCCGGGGGCCGAAGAGACUCCGUCCCCAUCGCCUAGUAUUGGAGGGAAGCCAAGUGUAACGAAAGGUAUUCGACCAUAGCUGUGAUAAUGGGCUAAAAUUACUAAGGCCAGGGCCCGAUCCUUCCUCUGAGAACUUUUCGUUCCCUUCC